UCCCAACUAAACAGACCUAAAAUAGCGAGAGGGAGGCUACGGAGAGGAUUCUUGAGGGGCGAGAAACAAGAAAAAGGAGAGAGAGAGAGAGAGGGUAGGGCUAAGGAUGAAGCUGUGGAAGCGAGCUGCGGCGGCUCUGAAGGACCGGAAAAGCCUCCUCACGGCCAGCCUCACGCGCCGUUCCACCGUCCAGAACCCCGACCUCGAGACGGCGGUGAUCCACGCCACCAACCACGACGAUUCGUCCGUCGAUUACAAAAACGCCCACCGCGUCUACAAGUGGAUCCGAGCCUCUCCGGCCAACCUCCGGCCCCUCGUCCACGUCCUCUCCUGCCGUGUCGACCGUUCCCGCUCAUGGGUCGUCGCCCUCAAGUCCCUCAUGCUCAUCCAUGGCGUCCUCUGCUGCAAAGUCCCUUCCCUCUCCGAAAUCCGACGCCUCCCCUUCGACCUCUCCGCCUUCUCCGACGGCCAUUCCCGUCCCAGCAAGACCUGGGGCUUCAACGCCUUUGUCCGGGCAUACUACGCGUUUCUCGACCAGUACUCUUUCUUCUUGUCUGAACAGAUUCAACGCCACCGCGAGAACAGGAAACUGGGUCAGAAAGAUUCGUCGUCCUUGUCCCAAGACCUCGAACAGAUACAGAAAUUUCAGUCUCUCCUCGAUAUUCUCCUCCAGAUCCGACCCAUGGGGGAGAAUAUGAGGAGGACGCUGAUUCUCGAGGCGAUGGAUUGCGUCGUGAUCGAGAUCACGGACAUCUACGGAAGAAUCUGCAGCUCCAUCUCCAAGAUCCUCGUCAAGAUUCAUCAGAGAGCCACGAAAUCAGAGGCUGCAACUGCACUGAAGAUCGUUCAGAAGGCCAUGUCUCAAGGGGAAGAACUCGCUCUCUACUUCGAGUUCUGCAAAGAAUUCGGAGUUUCGAACGCUCACAAGAUCCCUCAGUUCGUCCGAAUCCCGGAAGAAGAAAUUCAAACGAUCGAGAGAAUCAUCAAUGGAGCGGAAGAGAAGCCGAAGAAGGAAGAACCAGAGGAAGAGAAGGCGAUCAUACUGGUGGAAAAACAACCAGAGCUUCAAACAAUCAUCACAGACAAGUGGGAGGUUUUCGAAGAGGAGGAUUAUUAUUACAACAACAGAGGGGAAGAGACCAAAGUGACAGAUGAACAACAUCGGAAAGACGAAGACAAGAAUCUGAUGACGAUGAUGAUGAUGCCUCUUAUAGUUAUCGAUGAACCGGUUUAUAUCCAUCAUACAAUCCCAGAUUUGAUCACCUUCUAGUUACAGGUCUGGUAAAAAGUUUGAUUUUUUUUUUUCCGGUUCUACCUUUUUUUUGUCUUUGUUCAUUCUGUGAAUGAGAGUAUACUUAUACGUUAGCCCUUUCUGAAUCCUCCAAGACAAAAUCUCGCACACACGUAUACAGAUUCAGAAUGACCA
This is a messenger RNA of Tarenaya hassleriana, 1426 nucleotides long. Its product is annotated as putative clathrin assembly protein At1g25240. The transcript has a single exon. The record is from RefSeq and is a predicted model, not a curated record. The coding region runs from base 107 to 1270 and encodes 387 amino acids. Gene Ontology annotation, molecular function: clathrin heavy chain binding; phosphatidylinositol-4,5-bisphosphate binding; SNARE binding. Gene Ontology annotation, biological process: clathrin coat assembly; clathrin-dependent endocytosis; vesicle budding from membrane. Gene Ontology annotation, cellular component: clathrin-coated vesicle; clathrin-coated pit. Lineage: Eukaryota; Viridiplantae; Streptophyta; Magnoliopsida; Brassicales; Cleomaceae.